AUGGCUCUUCGGCCCCUACGUCCGCGAGCCUGGCGCAUCCUCGUCGCAUUUGCAAUUAUUUCUUUUCUGUACCUCUCUUUCGAACUCGCAGACAGGAUAAGGAAGGAGCACGCAGAAAUAACCAUUCUUCGGGCCAGUCAACUUGCAUCAGGGCAAGAACACAUUCGGUCGCCAAGAGUACAACAAUACUGGCAUGCUCUUCGGAACCACCUGCGCGAUGUGACUCCCACGGUAGAUGCAGUGAGGUUGAUCAGGGGCUCCAGCGAUGCGGACCAAGCGUUCGACUUUGACAAGAACCCCAAACAUCAUCGGCUCGACGUUGCCAGACUUCCAGAAGAGGCAGUGAAUUACCUACGAGGCAGUCACAAGUCCUUCCUCGACAUUACCAGCACGAUGGCUCCCGGUCUGCCGUAUCAACCAGGAACCCGGGGCAUAGUUACAACGGCGGGCGGAAAGUAUUUCAAAAUGGUCAUCCUUUCGUUGCGUAUGCUGCGACGAGCAGGCUCCAGACUGCCAGUGGUGGCCUUUCUUGAUACCCCCAAAGACUAUGACGAGCAUGUCUGCGACGAACUUUUCCCAUCCAUGGGCGCCGAAUGCGUCGUGCUGUCCGAGCUUCUUGACGUGGCGCCACCUUCCAUCAAGCAAGAGAAAUGCCAGCUCAAGGUCUUUGCCCUCCUUUUCUCCCCCUUCCAGGAGAUCCUCUUCCUGGACGCAGACGCUUUUCCAGCGCACAACCCAGACCUGCUCUUCAUGGCGGAGCCUUACACGUCUACAGGCAUGGUGGUAUGGCCCGACUUUUGGGCCAACACAGCCAGUCAUAUGGCCUAUGAUAUCGCAGAUAUACCGGUACCUCAACUAGCUGAAAGACGGAGCUCAGAGUCCGGCAUUAUGCUCUACGAUAAGUCGCGGCAUGCGCGCGAUCUGCUCCUCGCACUGUAUUACAACUUUCUCGGACCACGUUUCUACUAUCCGAUGCUGAGUCAAGGAGCCGCUGGCGAAGGCGACAAGGAGACAUUUCUUCAUGCCGCGCUUGUUCUUGAGACCCCUUUUUAUGAUGUCAAGAGCCGUGUGACAGUCAUGGGACGGAGGUUGAAUGAGACUUGGCACUCGGCUGGCAUGAAGCAAGCGGACCCAAGGGAAGACUGGCAGCUGUUUAAUGCGCCCGGCGCAAAAUUUAGCAAAGGCUUCCAGUUGGGCCCAAUCGAGCUUAAGAAGUUCAAGCGCAAGGAUAGCUCCAACAACACGAUGACCAGGCAAGCUGAAGAGGUGAUCGCAAAGCCAUUCUUCAUCCACAAUAACAUUGUCAAACUCGAUGUUGAGCAGCUGUUGCAGGACGGGAGUCCCCUAUUUGAGAAAAAUGCCACGGGAAGCGCGCAACGCCUCUGGGGCUCCGCUGAAAGUCAAAUUCGAGACUUUGGCUACGACGUUGAGAAGGUCAUGUGGGAAGAACUUGUCUUGACCGGAUGCCAUUUGCUGGCAAAAACUUAUUGCGGAAAGGCUUUGCAAUUGGCAGAGGGUGUUUUGGGGGAUACUUUGGUCGGAUUAUACCCUGAUUUGAGGCGUUAA
This is a messenger RNA of Pestalotiopsis fici W106-1, 1566 nucleotides long. RefSeq lists its product as uncharacterized. NCBI's taxonomy places the organism in Eukaryota, Fungi, Ascomycota, Sordariomycetes, Amphisphaeriales, Sporocadaceae. Gene Ontology annotation, biological process: mannan biosynthetic process. The transcript has a single exon. Gene Ontology annotation, cellular component: Golgi apparatus. Bases 1 to 1566 code for a protein of 521 amino acids. Gene Ontology annotation, molecular function: alpha-1,2-mannosyltransferase activity. The record is from RefSeq and is a predicted model, not a curated record.